AACCACCAUUAACGCCUAAAUUAAGGAAUAAACUAUACGCGGAUUAUCUAAUCAUUGUUACUCGGGAAAACUCAUUUUUCUUGUCCUUUUCCCCGUACCUAUCUUUUAUUUAUUACUUUAUAAAAGGGAUAGCCCUUUAGUCGUUCUGUGUAACAAUUGUCCAAUUUUUAUCCCACUACUUUUCUUCAUAGUAUUCCAUGCCGGUUUCGGGUAUUCAAGGCCACCUUCUUGAGGUCACUGUUGUCGGAUGUAAUAAAUUGAAGGAUACUGAAUGGAUUUCAAGGCAAGAUCCCUACGUUUGCCUUGAAUAUGGUAGCACCAAGUACCGUACAAGAACCUGCACAGAUGGUGGCAAAACGCCCACAUUCCAGGAGAAGUUUACCUUCACGCUGAUUGAAGGGCUGGGAGAGAUAAAUUUAGUGGUUUGGAACAGCAAUACUUUAACGUACGAUGAUUUCAUUGGCAACGGAAAGGUUCAAUUGCAGAAGGUUCUUUCUCAGGGCUAUGAUGAUAGUCCUUGGUCGCUUCAGACUAAAACUGGCAGAUUUGCAGGAGAAGUGCGACUCAUAAUGCAUUAUGGAAACGCCAAAAACCGAGCCACAACAUAUGCUCCAUCAGCACCACCUUAUGCGGCCCCUCCUCAUCAAGUACCUCUAUACUCUGCACCUCCACCAGCAACUUCAGCUUCUUAUCCACCACCAGCCAUGGCAUAUCCAAUUCCAUCGCCAUAUCCCGCAUAUCCUUCAUAUCCUUCAUCCAUGUAUGCUCCUCCACCUUCUGCAUACCCUCCCCCUCCCCCACCUUCAGCAUAUCCCCCAGCUACAUAUCCACCUGCUUCACCUUAUUAUCACCCAGGUCCUUUUCCAGGCCUUUAUCCACCACCACCACCACCACCGUACUAAAAAUCCUCAAGGAGGAGAUAUUCCAAUUAUUAGAACUUAGACGUCUUUAGGUCCGAAUCUUUUGAGACAGGGUUGGGAUGUGUAACCCAAAUGCAUUACGCUUUCACGUGUAACCAUAAAAAGUACUUAAAAUUCUAGAUAUCCUAGUGACGAAACAAGAGCUAGAACUUUUGGUGUAUAUCAUUUUGCAAUGGAUGGUGAGAUCUCCCUAUUUUAAUUGGGAACGGCUUGUCGGGCCUUUUCUGGGAGUGAAAUUAGGUUCUAAUAGGACUUACUAGAAGCCCAAACUUUCCUCUGCUAACCAUAACGGCCUUGAUGAAUGUACACUGUCCAUCAUCCAAACGUUGCAUGGGCCUUGCAAAUGCUAUCAUGCUAUUAUUUGAUAGCAUAUAAGUGUUACGAGGUGCAGUACUCCAGGAAUGUAGUUUACAAGGCGCAACGUGCAGAAUUGUGGAGUGUUCUCCGAACAAGCACAAACUGCAUAAGACUAUACCUUCUUGCAAAAUAACUUGUCUACAGCCAUAUCCCGAAAUCCUAUGUGGUAAUGUCCAUGUAUUUGUCUAUGUACAAGGUCUGUCUCCCAAUGGUUUUGCAUGAGGUUCAGCUAGUGGACAAAUUUUAUGAGUUUGCCAUGGAACAGCUGUACUUGAGAGUUUUCGUGGUAAUCAUCUGUUUUGGAAAGACAAAACAGCUACGAUCUCGAUUACAUGAAGCAGUUGUUUCACAGUUGCAUGCAUAAUAAUAAUAAUAAUAAUAAUAAUCGGUUUCCACUUUGUACUUCCAGGAAUACAGUUUUAUUUUUUUCGUUGAUUAUCGCAAUUAUGACUUAUAUUCGUCAAACCAGGCUGUAUUCAAAUGCUAACCAGUGAAAAAAAAUAUUAAUAAGAAUGUGGUUAAAAGCAUGAAAUCUUCCAAAACUCUCUCCAUUAUAAUAGUGAUGAUACACAUUUGGGGGAAAUUGAUUAAAAAUGAAUUGAACAAGUCACAUUCAAGCACCUGGUUGGGUACCCCCACUAAGCAACUGUGGCCCGUGGGAGCCAUGAAGUUUGUCGACAACUUCCAUUCCUACCUCAUUCUCUUCCAAGGAUGCCAUUUCAAGAGGGUGGUUGGACCUUGUUUUUAUUGAUGGAUUGAGUCAGAGAUGUCAAGCUCAGGCCAGUGAUCAUCCUUUUUUUAUACAUAUAUAAGUUGGGGAUGGUUGGUUUUUCUCCCUUUUAGUUCAAACUUUCAAAGCAAUGUAAGAUAUUAUUGGGUGAAUAUAUCGAACAGGUUUCUUUCAGAGCAGAUGAAGUUACAUAUUCUCUAAUGUUUUCCUGCUUUGACUUUGUGAACCAA
Molecule: messenger RNA, 2237 nt
Organism: Durio zibethinus
Lineage: Eukaryota; Viridiplantae; Streptophyta; Magnoliopsida; Malvales; Malvaceae
Product: 16 kDa phloem protein 2-like
Source: RefSeq, a predicted model, not a curated record